This is a messenger RNA of Nicotiana tabacum (common tobacco), 1922 nucleotides long. Its product is annotated as cytoplasmic tRNA 2-thiolation protein 2. Gene Ontology annotation, molecular function: tRNA binding; sulfurtransferase activity. Gene Ontology annotation, cellular component: cytosol. NCBI's taxonomy places the organism in Eukaryota, Viridiplantae, Streptophyta, Magnoliopsida, Solanales, Solanaceae. The record is from RefSeq and is a predicted model, not a curated record. Gene Ontology annotation, biological process: tRNA wobble position uridine thiolation.
ACAUAGAACUGUUACAAAACCAAUUGGCUAUCCCUCCAAUAGAUUUUUUCUCUCUUGCCAAAAAUGGCGUGCAACUCAGGAACCUGCCAGUCCGGUUGUUACAGAGACUCCUCUAAUGAAGCAGAAGAACAUCCGCCAGUAAAAAUUGCAAAUGAAGCUCCAAACGACGUCGCUAACGGUAGAAAGAGCACCGAACAAUUAUCUAACUUCGUCUGUGUUAAAUGCAAGGUUAACAAAACCAUAGCCGCCGCUGCCUCCGCCGAUGGCGGUGGUGACUUUAUCGGAGGAGAUAGAGGAAGGUUCUGUGCAGAUUGCUUCCGCAGUAAUCUCUAUGGAAAGUUCAGAUUUGCUGUCACAUCUAAUGCUAUGAUUUCGCCGUCAGAUAACGUCCUUGUCGCCUUCUCCGGCGGUACAUGCUCCAGGGUGGCUCUGCAGUUUACACAUGAGAUGCAAAGCAAAUCUCAGAAGAACUUUGAUGCCAGUCCAGAUAGAGCAUUACCAGUUUUUGGUGUUGGGGUUGCUUUUAUUGAUGAAAAAGCCAUUUCUGCUGUCUCAUCUGAUGACUUUGAUAGAGCUAUUGAGAAGAUGAAACUUAUCGUGUCAGAUUUGGCUCCACCAGUGAAACAAUUCCAUGUAGUUCCAGCAGAGGCCAUUUAUUCGUUGAAAGCUGGUGAUGCAAAAGAUAGACUGAAUGAAUUAAUAAAUUCUGUUAGUGAUGUCACAGGAAAAGAAGACCUGUUAGAGCAUCUUCGCAUGCUCUCCCUACAAAAGAUAGCUCUUAAGCAUGGAUAUACCAAAGUUUUGCUAGGAACGUGUACAUCAAGAAUAGCUUGUCAUGUACUUGAAGCAACUGUCAAGGGUAGAGGUUACUCUUUAGCUGCUGAUAUCCAGUAUGUUGAUGCAAGGUGGAAGAUACCUGUGGUUCUUCCCCUCCGUGAUUGUCUUAUUCACGAGUUGAAUACGCUCUGCAGCCUUGACAGUUUGAUGACUGUAGAAGUUUUUAACAGAGCACGUGCUGGUAUCAAUGGCCUGGUCUCCUCAUUUGUAAAAUUGUUGCAGGAGGAAAACCCUUCCCGGGAAAGCACAAUCAUGAGAACAGCUGGAAAGCUAACACCUUUUCAUUUCAAUAGAAUGUCAGAGGACAAUAACUAUAACGAUCAGGUGGCAUCUCAAAGGAGGCAAAAGAAAUACAGCCUGAAAACUAACGAUGCCCUUCCUCCCGAGUUAUUCUGUCCUAUUUGCAGUAGUCCUCUAAAAAUAUCCACCUUCGGAACAUCAAUUAGUUUUGACAAUGCGAAAACUAGUCUCAAUGCGAUUGGGGCUGCAUGCUGUGCAAGUUGUCAGUUUCAGGUUCUUCCCAAGGACCCCUCAUCUCUGGAGCACUUCAUUUCUCUCUUGCCACCAUCAAUGGUUUCCCAAGCAGAGGAUGGUGAUCAUCUAAGUCAGAGACAGCUAAGGGAGCAAAUAGAAGACUGCUUGCUCUCGGACAACGAAGACUGAGCAUGAUCCUGCUGAUUAGUUUUGCUAAACAUCCGACUGCUUCAUUGAAACACAAUUCACGUUUUGGUCUCAAUGCACCAGUAUGUCAACUAAAGAAUAGUUUGUUACUAGAGCCCGUGAGGAGCAGGGAAAAUGGAAAGAUGUUGCUAUGGGUUUUGAGAUUAUGCUGAGGUUCUCAUUUCUAUAAAUAUCAGUACACCAUGUUAUGGUAGAGUUGGCCACUCGGCUGAUGCCUUGAUUUUUCAAUCUGUUUUAUAAGUGGGUUAUGUUACAGAAAAGCUAAGUAUGUUCUUUGGCCAACUUUUUUUAACUUUUCAUGCCCUUCAGUUUUAGUUUAGCGCCUAAGCUACAUUGCAAUGUUUCUCAGACACUUUUUACAUGUUGGAAGAUCACCUGCAAAGUGAAAAUGUUAGAUAAUACUC